Molecule: messenger RNA, 2929 nt
Organism: Gavialis gangeticus (Gharial)
Lineage: Eukaryota; Metazoa; Chordata; Crocodylia; Gavialidae
Gene: SLC15A1
Product: solute carrier family 15 member 1
Exons: 23
Coding region: 2-2233 (743 amino acids)
Biological process (GO): transmembrane transport; oligopeptide transport
Cellular component (GO): membrane
Molecular function (GO): dipeptide transmembrane transporter activity
Source: RefSeq, a predicted model, not a curated record
AAUGCAUCCUCCUUCCUGCCCCGACCCCGACCCCAGCACCGGCACCAGCAGGAGCUGCGCAGGCACCCCCAUGGAGAAAAUGAAGACGCCUAGAUCAUCAGCGCCAAGCUGCUUUGGUUUUCCAAUCAGCAUCUUCUUCAUUGUCAUUAAUGAGUUCUGUGAAAGAUUCUCCUACUAUGGAAUGCGAGCUGUGCUCGUUUUGUACUUCAAAUUUUUUCUCCAUUGGGAUGACAACCUGUCUACAGUCAUCUACCACACAUUUGUUGCUCUGUGCUAUUUGACACCAAUCCUUGGAGCAAUUGUUGCCGACUCCUGGCUGGGGAAGUUCAAGACCAUUGUCUCCCUGUCCAUUGUUUAUACCAUUGGGCAGGUAGUUAUGGCUAUAGGCUCCAUAAAUGAUUUGACAGAUCAUAACCGGGAUGGAACUCCUGAUGUCCUCUCAGUGCACAUUGCUCUCUCUGUGGUCGGCCUGAUCCUGAUUGCUUUUGGUACUGGUGGAAUCAAGCCCUGUGUAGCAGCAUUUGGUGGAGAUCAGUUUGAAGAUGAUCAGGAAAAGCAAAGAAGCAUGUUCUUCUCUAUAUUUUAUUUGUCCAUUAAUGCUGGAAGUCUCAUAUCUACUAUAGUCACCCCAAUUCUCAGAGGUGAAGAAUGUGGAAUUCAUACCAAGCAACGGUGUUACCCACUAGCCUUUGGAGUUCCUGCAGCACUCAUGGCUGUUGCACUGGUUGUAUUCAUAAUUGGAAGCAGAAUGUACAAGAAAGUUCUACCUCAAGGCAAUAUAAUGGUCCGAGUUUCCAAAUGCAUUGCUUUUGCUGUUAGAAACAGGUUUCGACAUCGGAGCAAGCAAUUCCCCAAAAGAGAACACUGGUUGGACUGGGCUAGUGAAAAGUAUGACAACCGACUUAUUACUCAGACUAAGAUGGUCUUGAGGGUGCUUUUCCUGUACAUUCCUCUCCCCAUGUUCUGGGCACUCUUUGAUCAGCAGGGAUCGAGAUGGACAUUGCAAGCCACUACAAUGAACGGCGACUUUGGAGCUAUUCAGAUUCAGCCAGACCAAAUGCAGACUGUGAACCCAAUCCUGAUCAUUGUUAUGGUCCCAGUUGUAGAUACCGUGGUUUAUCCUUUAAUUAAAAAAUGCGGGAUCAAUUUCACGCCCCUGAGGAGAAUGACGGUUGGUAUGUUCCUAGCAGCUAUGGCAUUUGUUGCUGCUGCGUUGGUACAAGUGCAAAUAGAUAAAACUCUUCCAGUCUUCCCUGUAGCAGGGCAAACCCAAAUCAAAGUAAUAAAUUUAGAUACUGCUGAGGCGGAAGUAAACUUUGGACCUGGACUCCAUAAUGUGCAUUUACCAUCUCAAGGAGAAACUGAUUACUUCACGCUUGACACUGCCAGCUUAAAUGCAUUAACUGUUUCCUAUGGAAGUCGAAACAAAAGUAAGACUUUGACUGCUUUGGGACAAAAACGUUAUACUCUUGAAAUAAAAAAUAACACCAGGAAUAUCCUAGAUACAUUGGUCCUUGAUGACAUUUCAUCAAAGCCAGAAGAAGGAAAAAAUCUAAUCAGAUUUAUAAAUAACUUGCCUUCAACUGCCAACAUUACAAUGAAUAAUUUUAAUUUUGGAGAAGUUCAGGCUUGGUCUGCAAGCAAUUAUACAGCAUUCCAAAAAGGGACAAAAGAAGUUGUUGUUGUUACUAAUGGUUCAUCAAAAUGCCAACAACAAUCAAUGCCAUUUGGAUUUGGCAGUGCAUACACCAUUAUAAUUAAUGAAUGUGGCGGCAGUGGUUUAAAGAUGAGAUACAUAAAGGAUAUCCCUCCCAAUACAGUUCACAUGGCUUGGCAGAUCCCUCAGUACUUCCUUAUGACCUGUGGUGAAGUGGUCUUCUCCGUCACUGGACUGGAGUUUUCAUAUUCCCAGGCCCCUUCCAACAUGAAGUCAGUGUUGCAGGCAGGCUGGUUGCUGACUGUGGCUGUUGGUAACAUAAUUGUUCUUAUUGUGGCUGGAGCAUCAAAACUCGAACAGCAGUGGGCAGAAUAUGUGCUGUUUGCCGCUUUGCUAUUGGCAGUUUGCAUCAUUUUUGCCAUCAUGGGAUAUUUUUAUACCUAUGUGGAUCCUGCUGAGGUUGAAGCCCAACUUGAUGAGGAAGAGGCGAAGAAAAAGAAAGAGAUGGAGAUAGGAAAAGAAGGAACUGCGUAUGAAAAUGGAGCUAUUGCAAAAGUCUCUCAGACAGAAAUGUAAACGUGUAUUCACAGCUGAAUGAUGGAAGCUCUGGCAUUCUAUGAACUGCAGCUAUAGUAAGAGGAAUGGGAUAUUGCCAACCAUCAUUAGAUAGCUUUUUUUCAUGGUUUAGGGAGGGUGGGGUCAAGAAUGAGGUUCUCACAAAAUACAGGCCUUCCUUAGGAGUGAGAUCAGAAGCUCAGUCUUGUGCAGAGCACAGUACCCUGAGAAAUCUCCAGAAACUUGUUCCCAGCAGAAUUUGCACUUUUAAAAAUGAACCAGCAGCUUUAAAUCCCAAAGAACAAAAUACAGAAACUUUAUUCUUAGCAGUGUUGAAGAGGUACUAUGAAAAGAUGCAUUAUUUUUAUACUGUAUUUUUAAUGUUGUGAGAGGCAAGUAUUCUCAGGAAAUAUUCAUAAAAACCAAAGUGCCUGCAUGGGCCUUGUAGCCCCACUGUUACUCCAGAGCAGCAGGUCAGAUGAGUUUAGAAAUUUUUUUAUGGUGCCAUACAAAUGACAGAUGCAAAACAUGUAUAUUCAUUGUAUUCAUAGUCUUUCAAAAUAAAAUGCUGUACACGUUGUAUGUUACCAGUUAGUAUUAGUCCAACCUUUUUGUUCUCCACAUGCAUGUUAGCCAUCCGCUGCUUUUAAACUGAGGUGACCACCAACAAGAAGACAAAGGAGAAUGGCAUCUGAAAUAAAAUUUCUUGCAACAAAA